AUGUUCUCGACUCUCACUAUCCAUCAAGCAGCGAUCGUGUUCGGCGCGGUGGUUUCCUUCACGGCCCUUGUUCAUGGUCUCCCUGCAGACGCGAGCAACGGAUAUAUAUCUGACCGAAGCGCGGUGGUAGCUGAAUCACACUCGCUCAACCCACGAAUCGACAUUCCACCUGCGCUUGCCGGAUUUCCAUCAGGCCCACUGAACGAGUUUCUGAGACUCAUCAGCACUCUACCGGAAGGCGCAGCUGCGCUCGAUGCGGUUGGAUUGAUCUUGACGCCCCUGCAACAAGGCCUGGCUGAUGCAGUCGGAAUCGACACAACGAGAGAUGACUUGGCACAGAACGCUGCCUGUGCUGAUGUCACAGUUGUGUUCGCCCGGGGAACGACCGAACCAGGGAACGUUGGGCUGGUGACAGGCCCACCAUUCUACGACGCUCUAAAGGAGCAACUGGGGAGCAAGUCUCUUGCCUUUCAGGGCGUCGAAUACCCCGCUACUUUUGCUGGGUUCAACAAGAACGGCACAGACGGUGUUCCAAGCAUGACCGGCUUUAUCAACCAAGCACUCACGGACUGCCCUGAUACCAAGUUGGUCAUGUCUGGCUACUCCCAGGGCGCCCUUGUCUUGCGUAGCACUGCCAAUUCACUCCCUGCGGACACAAUGGCCAAGGUCAACUCGGUAGUCACUUUCGGAGAUCCAGGGAAUCCGGAUGCCAUUACCGGCGCGGAGGGCAAGACCUUGAUCAUCUGCCACGAGAACGAUGCCGUGUGCAAGGGGGGCUUUAUCACGGUUGACCACUUGACAUAUGCUGAUAAUGCAACCACGGCGGCCCAGUUCGUUGUACAGAAAGCUGGAGCGUAA
Messenger RNA from Didymosphaeria variabile, 858 nucleotides. RefSeq lists its product as uncharacterized. Lineage: Eukaryota; Fungi; Ascomycota; Dothideomycetes; Pleosporales; Didymosphaeriaceae. The record is from RefSeq and is a predicted model, not a curated record. The transcript is spliced from 2 exons. Bases 1 to 858 code for a protein of 285 amino acids. Gene Ontology annotation, molecular function: cutinase activity. Gene Ontology annotation, biological process: carbohydrate catabolic process. Gene Ontology annotation, cellular component: extracellular region.